GCCUGGCGGUGCGCUGGCACACGGACUCGCGUCGCGGGACGGAGAGGUGUUGUGGGACUGACGCCGGGAGAAGGCACGCUUGUUGUGGUCCGCUUUCCGGAUAGACUAACCGCUCGUCAUGAAUCCGUUUUUCAAACUGCCGGGCCAUUUUGGCGUCUUCUUCCUCAUCCUUGCCGUCGUCGCUGCGGAAAACGGGCGCGCGCUGGCUGACGAUGUCGGCGGGGAGGUUGGAGGAGGGACCAGGCCGAGAGUGGCACGGAACGCCGUCCCGCCGUCCGGCCUGCCGCCGACGCGCUUCACCCCAGACGAGAUCCACCAGAUAGUCGGCGUCCACAACAACCUCCGCAGCAGCGUGACGCCUGGCGCGGCCAACAUGCAAUACAUGAAGUGGCAUGACGAGCUGGCGGCCAUGUCGCAGGCCUGGGCGGACCAUUGUGAGUUUGAGCACGGCCAGGUGGACGUGGAGUCGCCGCCGUACGGGCAGAUCGGGCAGAACCUGUGGAAGGGCUCCCCCAGGAUGUCCCGCAGCCCGCAGCCCAUCCAGGACUGGUACAACGAGGUGCUGGACUACCACUUCGACACCCUCACGUGUAACGAGGGUCGGGAGUGCGGACACUAUACACAGGUUGUGUGGGCUGAGACCAACCGGGUUGGCUGUGGCGUGAUGGAAUGUGACGGUUUCACCAUCAUCGUCUGCAACUAUGGACCCAUUGGUAAUCACCAAGGAGUCCCCCCGUACAAAGUGGGGACGGCCUGUACGAAGUGCGCCAGUGGUGCCGGGUGGUGCGACCACGGACUGUGCGUGGAUUGCCAAGAUGGAGAUUGUGAGUGUCCGCUGGUGUGUCAGAACUGUGGGGAACUGGACACGGACACCUGUACCUGCAGCUGUAAGGACGGCUGGGACGGACUGGACUGUGCAGAUCUGUGUAACAACACGUACGCAGGCUGCUACGAGAACCCGGGUUACCCGCAGGCCGCCUGUGGGAGGUUAGCCAUGCUGCAGACAGGCUGCAGGGAGAUGUGUGGGUACUGCGCGUUUGCCUCUGAAGACAGCGGGAACACCUGCUGUGGCGGGAAGAUCUGUCACAACGGCGGAGUGUUGGACACAGUGAAUGACUGCACCUGCACGUGUAUGAACGGUUUCCACGGAGAAAACUGCCAACAUGAAGACGUGGUGGAGGAGAGUCUGUCAGAGACGACCGGGCCCAGAAGUACGGCGGUGUCCGCUGGCGCUAGUCUGGCGCUGUUCGCCCUCAUACCGUUGGUGAAAACAUUCGCGUUGUGAUUCCCAGGCACUUGUGCGUUCUUAAACAAUUGACGAUUAGUACUAGAGGGCGUCAAUGUACCUGUACAAAGCUUCUCUGGUAUGACUGACUGCAGUCUCAGACGUUGUCGCUAGACUGCGCUAACGCACAGUACAUGUACUUGUGUAGUGAAUGACAUAUCCGCGAAGCGAAUGUUUAUCCAACAUGGUAAUGGGGACUGGACUGGAUAAGUAGUACCCUUCCAACAUAGCACAUCUAUGACUUGGAAACAAGCUUGUUACGAUUACAAGGUGUAUGGUGACUUGAAGGGUGUUACCCUCAUGAUGGUUCAGAGGCUAUAGAAGGCCCUAACGCUGGGUUGUAAAAAUUCCGUUCAGCUGUUGUAUUGUACAAAUAAUACUGACAAAAGUGGUGGUUAUGUUGAUAUAACCAUCGGUAUAGCCUUACCCUGACGGAAGACAGUGAGGUAUAAAAUCUCGCAAUGUCCUUUUAGUUUCUAAAACCGCCCUCCAUUUGGGCAUUGCUUUGCGCUACCUGCAGUGCCAGUGACUAUCGCAUGAGGCAUCGCAAAAGUAUAUGAUAAAAACCGGUGAUGUGACAGCUUACGUAGCUUCAAAUAAAACAGGUGUUUUAUGCAUUUACCUACAAAUCUAAUCUGUAAUUAAAGUCGUACAUGGUAUACGUCGGCAAUGCAUGUUGAGUUCCACUUUUUUUCCCGCUAGUAUUAUAGUAUAUCGAGAAAGAAAUUACUCGUUCUAACUUGGUGAUGUAAAGCAAUAACGUGUAUAGACCUUGCUUGUGUUACUUUCAUAACAAGAAUAUGGAUAAAUCACAUGCUUUGAUGCUCGUGGCUUCAUCACUAAGCUGAAAUCAAAAUGCAUAGAAUCGAUAUUAGAUCAAUGUACAGUAACAG
This is a messenger RNA of Branchiostoma belcheri (Belcher's lancelet), 2178 nucleotides long. Its product is annotated as cysteine-rich venom protein-like. The record is from RefSeq and is a predicted model, not a curated record. Gene Ontology annotation, cellular component: extracellular region. Bases 119 to 1285 code for a protein of 388 amino acids. The transcript is spliced from 9 exons. NCBI's taxonomy places the organism in Eukaryota, Metazoa, Chordata, Leptocardii, Amphioxiformes, Branchiostomatidae.